Micropterus dolomieu (smallmouth bass) is the source of this 1434-nucleotide messenger RNA. Its product is annotated as troponin I, fast skeletal muscle-like. The coding region runs from base 743 to 1279 and encodes 178 amino acids. Gene Ontology annotation, cellular component: troponin complex. Gene Ontology annotation, biological process: muscle contraction. The record is from RefSeq and is a predicted model, not a curated record. NCBI's taxonomy places the organism in Eukaryota, Metazoa, Chordata, Actinopteri, Centrarchiformes, Centrarchidae. The transcript is spliced from 6 exons.
GAUUUUAACAUUUAUAUUUGAAUGCACAAUCUAAGCAGCUCAAGCAGGUGACCCGUUGGGCUUUAAGAGGUUUUAUACAUCCAAAGAACUUGUAGAAAAACUAGACCAUGCUUCUACUUGAGACCUGCGUUUACUUGUCAAAACGUGUAGCCACACGUGUGGUGUAGCCUAAGGGACAAGUUUUACGGUAAAUGUCUGACUCUCAUUGGGAACAGGAGUAAAAAAAAUCACUGUUGGGACAACCUUUAGACUUGGAGAGCCAUUAGUUUUUUCUGUUUUCCGUUUCUAAGCAGUGAUUGUUGAUCUGGAUUGUUCUGGACGGCCUCUAUUUUCAGAGAAGACGAUACCGUCUCAGUCAUGUCAGAGAUGUUUGUACCAACAGAGGAGGUAUCAGGUGUUUCCUGGUAAUCUUCCAGAAGACAGAUCUUUCAUGAAAGGGAUGCCCAGGGGGGGACAACUGGACCCUAGGUCCUUGUCCUAAUUUAGACUCGAGGUCUUUCUUCGAGGCAGACCGCUGAUGGUCACAGUUGGUGUCCCGUUUCAUCUGACUGUUCGGAAAAGAGCUUUCAGAAGCAUUCCAGUCCAGCUCCUCCUCAGCCUGAACCCAUCUUCACCUAGUUUCCAGUUCCCCUGUUUGUGUAUCUGGGAUAAUCCUCUGAUUAAUUAUGAAAAUAAUGUCUGUGUGCCUUGUCCGUGAAAAUGUGUGUUUCUCUGCAGGCGUUGAAGCUAAACAAACACCAAGAUGUCUGAGAAAAAGAUGUCUUCGAGUCGCAAGCAUCAUCUCAAGAGCUUGAUGCUGUCCAUCGCCAAAGGUUUGCUGGAGGAUGAAGAGAGGGAGCGAGAGGAGGAGAGGGCGAGGUACAUGGCUGAGAACUGUCCUCCUGUGUCCAUGCCCAGGAGCAUGCAGGAGCUGCAGGAGCUGUGCAGAGAGAUCCACCACAAGAUCGACGUGAGCGAUGAGGAGCGAUACAACCUGGAGAUGAAAGUCAAUAAAUGCGACAAGGAGAUUGACGACCUGAAGAUCAAAGUUCAGGACCUGAUGGGCAAGUUCAAGAAGCCCGUCCUGAGGAAAGUGCGUAUGUCCGCUGACGCCAUGCUGAAAGCUCUGCUGGGCUCCAAGCACACGGUCAACAUGGAACUGAGGGCCAACCUGAAGCAGGUCAAGAAGGAGGUGAAAGAGGAGGAUAAGGAACUCCGUGACGUUGGUGACUGGCGCAAAAACAUUGAAGACAAAUCUGGCAUGGACGGGAGGAAGAAGAUGUUUGAGGGCGAGGCUUAAAUCAGUGUCUUAUCUGACAAAAACUGCAUCGGCUUUUAAUAAACCUGCAAUAUUUUUAAUUCCUGUUUAUCAUUGCCUGGCUUAAUCAGAAAAGUAAUGAGAGCACAAAUACAUUUUUUUUAAACUGCCUUGUGAGCUGUAGACACUUUGACCGA